This is a messenger RNA of Stegastes partitus (bicolor damselfish), 2852 nucleotides long. RefSeq names its product forkhead box A3 (gene foxa3). Bases 416 to 1822 code for a protein of 468 amino acids. Gene Ontology annotation, biological process: anatomical structure morphogenesis; cell differentiation; regulation of transcription by RNA polymerase II. Gene Ontology annotation, molecular function: DNA-binding transcription factor activity, RNA polymerase II-specific; RNA polymerase II cis-regulatory region sequence-specific DNA binding; transcription factor binding. NCBI's taxonomy places the organism in Eukaryota, Metazoa, Chordata, Actinopteri, Pomacentridae. The record is from RefSeq and is a predicted model, not a curated record. The transcript is spliced from 2 exons.
AAAAGAAAAAAAGAAAAAAGUGAAAAAAAAGAAAAAAAAAACUGGCCACAAGAAGGAGAAGAAGAAGAAGAAGAAGUGAGCGUCUGUCCAGCUGCUGAUUAAAGCAACGAAACAAUGGAUGACUGACAAAUAAGAAAACCUGACUGAACUUUUUCCUUCCCAGGAGCGCAGCGCCACAUCACUCUCCGAAGACUUUUACGCUUCUUUUUUUUCGACUCUAAAAUUUUUCUCCAUCUUUCCCGGCGAAAAGGAGACACCUUUCUGUUUGGAUUCUUCCCCUCGAGAACCACCCGAGGCACCUUUACGGAGGAUUUUAUUUUCUUUCCUUUUUUUUCUUUUUUCUCUCUCGAUAUUUUUAAAACAAAGAAAAUCCGGUCAGAGAUAAAUCCUUCUCCUCCAGAGACGCGUGUUGGGGAUGUUGAGUUCUGUGAAGAUGGAAGCGCAUGAUCUACCAGAGUGGAAUACUUUCUACAGCGAGGCCAGCGAGAUGUAUUCCUCUCCCAGCACCAUGAACUCUGGUCUGGGCUCCAUGGGCUCCAUGGGAACCAUCAACAGCUACAUCAACCUGAACCCGGCCACCGCCUCCCCCGCCGGCAUGAACAUGGCGUACCCCAGCUCCAGCCUCAGCAGCUCCCCUCUGGCCUCCAUGGGCUCCGGGCCGGGCCACAUGUCGCUCUCCCCGGUGGCCUCUUCCCUUAGCUCGGGCUCUCUAACCCAGCUGGGCCCCGCCGCUCCGGGCUCGCUGGGCUCUUUGUCCCACUACCAGAACAUGGGCCAGUCCAUGGGCCAGCUGGGGUACCCCUCCACCGCCACCCUGAGCCGGGCCGGCCCCAAGGAGAUCCCCCCGAAGCCCUACCGCCGCUCCCUGACCCACGCCAAGCCGCCGUACUCCUACAUCUCCCUCAUCACCAUGGCCAUCCAGCAGAGCGGCAGCAAGAUGCUCACCCUGAACGAGAUCUACCAGUGGAUCAUGGACCUGUUCCCCUACUACCGCGAGAACCAGCAGCGUUGGCAGAACUCCAUCCGCCACUCGCUGUCCUUCAACGACUGCUUCGUGAAGGUGGCUCGCUCGCCGGACAAACCGGGCAAAGGCUCCUACUGGACUCUGCACCCGCAGUCGGGCAACAUGUUCGAGAACGGCUGCUACCUGCGGCGCCAGAAGCGCUUCAAGAUCGAGGACAAGAUGGCGAAGAAGGGAGGCAAGAGCCAGGAGGGGGGUUCAGGGAAAGGAGGCCACAGCGACCACCUGGUGGAGGACCGGAGCCCCACGGGGGGAUCCGAGGGAGCCGACUCCGCCCACUCAGACAACUCCCACCCGGGCUCCUCGGACGACCAGCCUCACCCCAGGAGCGCCCUGGUUCCACUGGACUGCCCUCCGCUGUCCUCCUCACACCUCCACAGCCCGCCCGUCUCCCUGCCGCCCUCCUCCUCCUCCGCCUCCUCCUCCAUCCCUCCGUCCUCCUUGUCCCUCUCCGGCACCUCCUCCUCCUCCAACCCGCUGCUCCACUCCCAGUCUCUCGCCGGCAGCUCCCACCUCCUGCCCAGCGCCAUGCAGCAGCACAUGGACCUACAGAGCGACGCCCUCAAGUCGCUGGACCCCCACUACAACUUCAACCACCCGUUCUCCAUCACCAACCUCAUGUCCAACGAGCAGAAGAUGGACCUCAAGUCCUACCAGGACCAGGUGAUGGCCUACAACAGUUACACCAGCGGCUCUCCCGUGGGGGCCAAGCAGAUCUACGACAGCCCGGGUCCGGCCGCGAUGGACUCCGGCGCUUAUUACCAAACUCUGUACAGCCGCUCGGUGCUCAACGCCUCCUAAUGUGGACGCUCACACCCGUCCGCAGGGCCAAGAUGGAGACUCCUGUUUCUAAAAUGGACACCCUAAGCUAUCUUCCUCUUUCUUUCCCCUCUCUGGCUCUCGUCCAGCGGCCUUCGCAGAGACUCACAUCUAAAAUGGCCGCUGUGUUCGAGGGGACCACAGAACAUUUUUCUGAGACUGGCUGGUUACACGGAGGACAGAAAAAAAAAAAAAUGAAGACGUUCGUAAGUGAAAAGUCAGAUCCCCAAUGAGCUUUGUAUAAAAUGUAAAUAGAGGCAAUGUUGAUGGGGGGGUGGGCGGGGGAGGGGAGGGGGAGGGAAAGGUUAUGUGCAUUUAUUUAUGAAGGGAAUAAAUUUUAAUAUAUCUCGUAUAGUCGACCAGUUACAACCCAAAUGUGAGGCUUUUUUUUUUUUUUUUUAACCGAAGACGGAGAGAAGAAGUUUCAGGUUACUGCUUCAGGCAGGUGUUACUGCAGUGGGAGACAGUUCAAUUCAUGUUUUCUUUAUGUGUCUCUGUGUGUGUGUGUGUGUGUGUGUGUGUGUGUGUGUGUGUGUGUGUUACAGCAGAAUCGGUCAUUUGUCCCAUUUGGUUCCGUCACUUGUGUCAGAUCAGGCGGAGCUCAUGAAGUUUGGUUGAUAUGAAGAAGGAAAAACAAACAUUUCGUCCUCGCCGGAGCAAAGAAAAAAAAAUGCAACUGUGGUAAAAAGCAAAAAAAAAAAAAGGAUGAUGUGUUUCUUGUUGCUCGUGGCCCAAAUCAUUUCCUACAUGAAUGCAUUUCAGCCGGCGAGGUGCAGUUACUAAAACAGAGGAGGGGAGGAGAGAUGCACUAUGGGAGGAUUUACAUACAGUACUUUGCACUAUGGAGCUCCCACUGGCCAGGUGGGCUGAUAGUGUGUGUGUGUGUGUGUGUGUGUUUGCACGCGUGUGUGUUACAACAAUGCUUAGGAACGCCCUCCUUUACACUGUCAAUGCAUCGGCUCAAUGGGAUCAGUGUGACAAUGUCCAAGGGUGUCGAAUGACCCUUCAAAAA